Messenger RNA from Schistocerca piceifrons (Central American locust), 6151 nucleotides. Its product is annotated as biorientation of chromosomes in cell division protein 1-like 1. The record is from RefSeq and is a predicted model, not a curated record. The transcript is spliced from 7 exons. Lineage: Eukaryota; Metazoa; Arthropoda; Insecta; Orthoptera; Acrididae. Bases 201 to 5495 code for a protein of 1764 amino acids.
UGCUAGUGGUGCUAGUGUGUUUAUCGUUGGUUUGUUUAUGGCGAUCGUAGUUUAUGUAUGUGAGAAUGGAUCAGGUUUUGUAAAUAAAGUGGGUUGUGUUUAAAGACAAAUAUUUGUUUUUGUGUGCACUAUUUAGAAGGCAUUCUAGAUAUAAGUGUCUCUUGGAGUGCUGUUUGUAAACACAAGAGCUAGUGUCAAAAAUGGAGGUCUCUAUGGCUCAGUAUCCUCCUGGUGAUCCAAGGCUUGUUGACAAAAUAGUUGGACAACUGAAAUCUCAAGGGAUCUUCGAUAGAUUCCGCAAAGAAUGUAUAGCUGAUGUUGAUACGAAGCCAGCCUACCAGAACCUACACCAAAGAGUAGAAACAAGUGUGUCAGCAUUUCUUGCCCAACAAGAGUGGAAAUCAGAUCUUAAUAAAAAUCAAGUGCGGGAUAGUCUGCGUAAGCAUAUUCAUGAAUCAGGGUUCCUUGACAUUGGUGUAGAGAGGAUAGUUGACCAAGUUGUUAAUCCAAAAAUUAUGCCCGUGUUCCUACCACAAAUAGAAGAUGUUGUUUACAGUUGCCUUGGGAUUGAGAAACCAAAGAAAAACAAGGAAAAUUUCAAUGUUACCAUGUGCCCUCCACCAAUACAGCAGCCUCCUGAAAAGAAACCUGAGCCCCUUCAGGUUCUUAGUGAGAUGCUUCCAAAAGAUCUGGAUCCCAUUUCUCCAGAAAGUGAUACCUUCAAAGAUGAUGACGAUGAUGUUGAUAAUGAAGAUAAUGAUAAUGAUGAAGAAGAAGAAGAAGAUGAAGAAUUGGAUAAUAAUGAUGAUGGACUAGAUAAGAGUAAAGUUACUGAAGAAGAAGAAUCAUCUCCACCAUUUGAACCAAUAGAAAGAAUACAUUCAAACCAUGAUUCAAAUGACAGCAAUUUGUCUGAUAUAUCAGGUCUCAGUAGCGAAGACAGUCAGAUUUCCGACAUUUCAUUUUCUGACAGUAAAAAAGACGUGUCUGUUCCAAAAUGUCCAGUGUCAGAUGUAGUAAGCCAGGAUAGCCAACUGUCCAAAGUAUCAUCUAACAGCAGAUUAUCUAUGGAGUUUUCAGAUGAGCAGAAGGAGUCUUCGAAAAUACUUGCUAAUGACAACAAAGAGGGGGCUUUUUCCCAAAUUUCAGAAGAUUCUUUGAAACAAAAAUUUGAAGGAAUUGCUUCGUUUUCACAACAACAUGUUUUUAGCCAUUCACCUCAUGUGACAGAAGAACAUCAGGAUAAAAGUAAAGAUGUGCAGAUAAAUGAAGAAGUGCUCAGGAACAAACACUCACAAAGCAACACAGAAAGCAUUGUUAAUAAAUUACAAAAGUGUGAAUUUGAUUUUGCUGAUUCAGCUAGCAUUCAGACAGAAGAGACACCAAAAAACAGUAUUGAUGAAAAUGACUCCCAAUCACAGCUUUAUGCAGGAAUGGAAUCAUGCAAUGUAAGUGAAGCAGAGGUCUCAGCUGCAAAACCUAAAUCUAAAAUGGCAAUUUUUUCUUCUAUUUUUAAAGACAAUAAAAUUGAAAAUCAGGAUAAUCUUACAAAUAAAUCUGGAAAUGAUUACAGUUGGGAUGAUAAUCUGAAUAGUAAUUAUGACUCUCUUGAGGUUUCUGAACAGAGCAGUAUGGUGGAAAAACAUACUGAUAAUUUUGGCGAAGAUAAUGUUAAUGAAAUAUAUUGUAGUGAAGGGAAUCCUAUCACUCCAACACUAUCUGAUAUCAAACAAAAAAACAUAGUUCCUGCAAACAGUACAAGUGUUAACUUUAAGAAUGAAGAUACAGAAACAUUUUUGCUAAAAGAUAAUUCACUUGAUGGCUACAGUAAAAUGGACCACAUUGACAUCAAAAGUGACACACAAUUUGAGACAGACACUGACACAAAAGACAGCCAGUCCCUUCAAGGUAUCCAUCAUUAUGAUAGUAUCCAAGAAUCAUUUAACACAAAUGACUCUCAGCUACUAAUUGGAAAAUUCAAAGAACAUGAAGGGGAAGCUAAAAGUAUUACCUCCAUGGGUAUCCCACCUGGGGAUGAAACAAAAGAUAAUAAACAGUUUAUUAAAGAAGGACACAAUACAAAACAACUUAAAUGUGAAGCUGAGACUAAAAGUGAAACAGAUAUGUCACACGAUAGAAGUAGCAGUCUUGAAGAAGUUUCUUCAAGAAAAGAAAAUAUUAAAGAACCACAUAGAGAACAGGGAAAGAAAGAACACUGCAAAGAUAAUUCUCAGAGUGACAGACACACAAAGGAUGGGACCAAAGAACGUUCAAGAUCUGAAAAGGAAAUUACCAAAGAUCGAAGCCGACAUGACAAACUUCAAAAAGAUAGUAGCAAGGAACAUAUGAAACAUGACGACAGAAAGUCAAAAGAAGGAACUAAGGAUCACUCCAAGCGUGAUGACAGCAGAGAAAGAAACAAGCAAAAUGAGAGAAAAGAACGGAGUAAAAGAGAUGAAAGUAAAGAUAAACACAAACAUGAGGAAAGAAGUGACAGAGAACGUUCAAGACAUGACUCUAAAUCAGAGAAAGAAAAGAUAAGGGAUCACUCUCGCCAUGAUGAGAAAAAUGACAGAAACACGUAUAAAGAUCGAAAGGAAGCAGGUAAAGAUAGCUCAAGGAGAGAGAAGUCUAGAGAGGAUAAGUCUAGCAAAACAUCAGAGAAAGAUAAAGGGAAGCAGGAAGAAAAAAGCGACAAAUACAAAACUAAAAUAGAUGAAAAAUCCAAGAGUGAAAAGGAGAAGGCAAGAAAUGAAAACUCAUCCUCAAAACUGACUCAUCAGGACGCAGAACAGAAAGAAAAACAUAAAUCAGAUAGCAAACGAAGUAAAGAUAAAUAUAAAAGUGAUAAAACUAAGCAUGUCUCUGAUGGGAAGCCUAGAAAAUCUAAUGAUGACAAACCAGAAAAAGAAAUAACUAACAAAGAAGACCAAAAAGAAAAGAUGAGAGAUCAAUCUAAAACUGAGUCUGGCGAAAGUGCAGAAAAAUCACAUAAAGACAAACAAAGAAUUCAUGAAAAGAAUGAAAAAGAUAGGAAAGGUCAUGAUAAGAGCAGGGAAAGCAGUAGUAGCAGUAGCAGCAGAAAAUCUGAUAAGAAAAGCGAAAACAAAUCACAAAAAAAUGAAAAUAAAGAUAAAGAGAAAAAGAAGGAAAACAAGAGCAAAAGUGCACCGGAUGAUCAUUUUGUUCACAGAGACAAAAAUUCAGAAGACCGUAGGUCGACUGAUAGAGACAGCAAUGGUACUUCAUGUGAUAAGUCCCAGGGAAAGAGUACAGAAUCUCAGUCUUCACAAAAACAAGAGAAGAAAAGCAGUAGGCAUAGUGGCACUGGAAAAACAGAAGGUGGUGUCACUGAAUCACAAGAUACAAAUGCAAGAUCUGAAGAGUGCAAUGAAGAUGACUCCCCUUCAAAAUCACCAGAGUCAUCUCCAUCUUCCUUACUUCCAUUAAAAAAACGACCUCUCCAUCAGCAUUCUGAGAGCGAAGAGGAGUUAGAUGAGUAUUCAUGUAGCAAUGACUCUGGAAAAUUGGUACUGAAGUUAAAAAAACCAAAAAUUGCUGCAAACAUUUUUGAGAUCAAGAAAAUAAUGCAGCUACGAAAAUCAAUGGCCAAGAUAGAAAAUCGAAACAGAUAUCACAAUGGUAAGCACAGUGAAAUAAAGGAUCGGAGGGGGAAACAGCAGAAUGAUACUGAAAUCUUAGGCACAGCUGGUGUUAAAGAAGGAGAAUUGCAGUCCUCUGAUCCAGUGGGUUUCCAGGUUUCAGAGUGUGAAGAUGCAUUGACAAAUGAUGAAGAUAAAUUGGUGUCUCAGGAAGGUAUACCACUGCCAUCAAAAGAAACCGUACUGCAGAAUGUGAAGCAAAAUACUCAUAUGCAUACAGACAAUGAGACAGUUCCAAGUAGUGUUUUCAAGCCUGAAGAAGAAGAUUCUCCUAAUGAAGACAGUGAUGACCAUGAUAACAGUGAUGUAGAUGGUGAUCUCACACAUUUUGAACAAGCGUCAACACAACAGACAGAAAAUCUUGCAGCUUAUAUAAGAACUUAUGAAGAAAACCUUUAUUCAAAUCCUAUUUGUUUCACAGAUUGUAGUGACAGUGAUAAUGAAGAAACAUCAACCUCUCACUCACUUUCACAUUUGAAGUGUAAAGUUGUUAAGGAAAUAGUUGACAAAUAUGUGCGUCAGCAUUUUGGGUUUGAUAGUGACCUUACUGUUUCUGUAACAGAAGCAAAUAGUGCUGCUAAAACAUUGAGAUCUGAAGACAUCACUGGUGAAACAAAUGACAUUCCUACAUUGUCUAAAUCUAAAACAAAUACUGGAAAGGAUGUACCAGGUGGAAUUCCUAAAAAAUCAAGAACAGCAAUUGACAGUUCAGGCACAGCACAUUAUGAAACAAACAAGAACAUUGUAGAUAACAGCCAGAGUUCCUCUGAACUUAAUCAUGCCAAGUUUGAUGCUAGUGCAACAAGCAAGAAACUACCCAAAGGCUAUGUUCUGGAGUGGGUUCCUAUGGCUACCACAGAUAUAGAUAGUAGUGACAAUAAUGCAGUACAUUCUCACAAAAGGCAUUUUAAAAGAAAUGGUGGUGGUAGUGGUAAAACAAAAUCUACUGGGAACAUAUACAAGCAAAUAAAUACGGAACAAAAGGCAGAAGCAUGUGUUGAUAAAAUACCAUCUGCACCAUCAGAAAGUGCUCUCGAACGAGUUUCAGCACCUGAAGUACGUGAGACUCCACAUCUCAAUUCUGAGCCUGAUAACUCACAUGCUGUGAACUGCACUCCCAGCAACGGUCCAGAUAAUCGUUAUGUAAUUGCAGACUCUGAUGAGGAUGAAUAUGUUGGAGAUGAAAAGUCUAAUGUAGACAACAACAUUGACAAAAGCAGUUCAGAUGAUGAGAAAGUACCACUAUCUGCUGAUUUAAUUUUCCAUUCUCUGAGAGACUUGAUGCUAGAGAGUGGUAUGCAGAAACAGAUUUCACCAGAAAAAGUUAUUGGCAUAACAGAAAACCUGCCUAAACCUGCGUCAGAACCAAGACGCAACUUGUUAGGUCGCAGUAGACGACCUGGACUUGGCAGACCUGCUCCUGGAAAAGGUGUAGUAGUGGACAACAGUAACAGUCGGACAUCUACACCUGAUUUUGUCAUGCCACUGAGUCCCGAGAGUGAUGUAUCAGCAUCAUCUGGAGAACAGAACAAAAAAAUAGUGGACAACAGAGAAGCAGGAAACAUAGGAGAUGGUGAUGUGGAUACUGUGAAUUUGAACCAAGAGGAGUCUGAAAGCAAAAGAACACUGAGGAGUGCCACAACAGCUUAUCGUGGCCAACGGUACAGCAGUGAUGAAUUGUAUAAACCAAGGCCACUUUUCAAUGUAACUUCAAGACGUGCCAAAUCAAAACAACAGUCCCCACCACUACCUGAAGAAGUGACAGUGAAGAAGCGUCGGUCAACUGUUGAAGGAUGUGAAUCCUCUCAUUCUGAAAAAGGCACAUACAGAUGAUUAACAACUAGGUUUGAAUGAGUUUUUAUCCCUCAGAUUCCUAUUAAAACCAGGGUGAAAACUCACACAUUGUGUACUUAAACUGUAUAUUAGAGGACAUGACAAAUGUAAAAAGGUUAUGAGUAAGACAGUGCAGGAGUUUGUAUUGUACAUAGUAUACAUAUAGUAAUAAAAGACUGUAGAUUCUGCAGACUCGAGUGCAAGGUGAACAGAAUUGGACUGGAUGUAUGGAAAGAAUUCCUAGAAACACCGAGAUUACAGUUACAGUAGUUAUAAAAACUCAGUGUAUUGAAUGUUUAGUCUUUCAAAUCAGUAGCAAUUUGAACACUAAGAAAUUCAAGAAUAUUGACUGAUGUACAGAACUCUAUCUUUCAGUUGCAAUUCUACUUACUUUGUAUAAAUAAUUCUUAUUUAUAUACUUUUGCAAUGUGUCUACAUUCAUUUCAAAAGUUGGCACACCAGCAUAGUUUCAUACCACCAAUGUUACCAUUUUUGUUUUAUUAGCUGUGAUAAUUUGUACAGCAAGAAAUUUGCAGUUUUUACAUUUAUGACUGUGUAAAAUUUAAAUUUUACAGUACAGACUUUAUGUUCAUGGAAUUCUUGUGUUUUCAUUUCCGAAAAACAUGUUGUUUCUGUUUUUAUGCAACUGCAGGUUC